This is a messenger RNA of Anthostomella pinea, 1620 nucleotides long. NCBI's taxonomy places the organism in Eukaryota, Fungi, Ascomycota, Sordariomycetes, Xylariales, Xylariaceae. The record is from the annotation of a GenBank genome assembly.
AUGGUCUCCCUUCUGCUAGAAGCUGGCGCGAGUCAGGAUGCUGUUGAUUCAUUUGGUUGGACUGCUAAGGAGAUUGCAACCUUUCGUGGCCACAUUGCUACAGCCGGUCUCUUCGAGACCUCCAGUCCCAGUAUUCGCCUACAAGACUCCGACGUGAGGAAACUAAUGCCCGUCGACUACACCAUCGCCCGCCUUGACACUGGUCAGAAAGCGAUAUUAGCUACUCUGGGCUUUUCGACUGGAAGCUGGCUCACCUUAGAAAUCCACGCACCGGGUUCGACAAAAGAGGCACAUCGAGUUCAUCUACCCAUCUUAGCCGAUGAAAGCGACGAGCAGCUCAUGUUCCCCAUUCCGGAGAAUGACGACGCGCACCUUGUGUUCAGAAUCUUUCGCAGGGAUACAGAAAGCUGUCAAGAAGAAGUCUUGUUAGGAAGUGGCAUUGCUGUCCUUGAGAGUGGUAUCUCACAUCUAGGACUAAAUCGCCAAAGCUUGGUCAGGGAGCACGUGGUCGUCGUUCUGGACAGAAGAUCAAUGCAGCCAAUGGGGACAAUCCUGUUCUCCUAUGUCAUCGCAAAGCCGUUCCCUGGUCUCUCUACAUCCAAAGACAAAGGAGGCCCAAAGACACCAGCCCCCAUUCUUGUAGGCCAUAGAGGCCUAGGGCAAAACACAGCGAGCCAGGACUAUCUCCAGAUUGGAGAGAACACAAUUCAGUCGUUCCUCUCCGCUUGGAGCGUCCUUCAUGUACAAAUCACCAGAGACUUAGAGGCCGUCAUCUACCACGACUUUUGCUUAAGCGAGUACGGCACUGAUCUCCCUAUCCAUGACAUGACUCUGGAUCAGUAUCUUGUUGCGGGUAGUAGGCAGUCACCACGAGGACCAGCUGUGUCGAUACUUGAAGGUCCGAAUGGUGAAGUCAAAAAUGAUCACUCACGACGCCGUGCUCGAUCACUUGACCUUCGAGAUGAUGUCAGCUUGGCCCAACUUCACGACCGCAUGAAGCACACCGUGGAUUUCAGAAGCAAGGGUUUCAAACCCAAUGCACGUGGGGAAUGCAUACAGGAUUCUUUUACCACACUGGAAGAGAUACUCAUCAAGUUGCCGGGGCAUAUAGGUUUCAAUAUCGAGAUAAAGUACCCACGCCUACACGAAGCAGCCGAUGCCGGUCUUCCUCCGAUCGCCAUCGAGCUAAACACCUUCAUCGACACGGCCCUGACGAAGAUCCAGCGGUUCGGCGGCACCCGUCCCAUAAUACUCUCCUCCUUCACCCCAGAAGUGUGCAUGCUCCUCGCCCUAAAGCAGCAAGCCUACCCCGUCAUGUUCAUCACGAACGCCGGGAAGCUACCAAUGACCGACUUGAACAAGAUGGCCGCUAGUGUACAGGUGGCAGUCCGCUUCGCCAGACGCUGGAAGCUCGCGGGGCUGGUGUUUGCCUGCGAGCCGAUGCUGCUGUGUCCCAGGCUCGUUCAAGUCGUCCAGGCGGCUGGGCUGAAGUGUGGAUCGUACGGGUUGCCGAACAAUGAGCCCAAGAAUGCUAAGUUGCAGGCGAAGGCCGGAGUAGACCUCCUCUUCGCUGACAGGGUCGGUCUGAUUGCGAAAGCGCUGGAAGAUGUGAAGAAAUGA